This is a messenger RNA of Strongyloides ratti, 357 nucleotides long. Its product is annotated as Homeodomain-like-containing protein. The transcript has a single exon. Bases 1 to 357 code for a protein of 118 amino acids. Lineage: Eukaryota; Metazoa; Nematoda; Chromadorea; Rhabditida; Strongyloididae. The record is from RefSeq and is a predicted model, not a curated record.
AUGGACAAACUUGAAAAAAGAGCCGUCAUUAAAUAUCUUGUAAAAAAAGGCUUAUCAGCCACAGAAAUUUUUGAAGAUAUGCAAAACGUAUUAAGAGAAUAUGCUCUUUCUUAUGAAACCAUCAAAAGAUGGGUUUCUGAAUUUAAACAUGGAAAAACAAGCGUUAAAAAUGAUCCACGUAUUGGGCGCCCUAAAACUGCAACGACUAAGGAAAUCAUUGAAAAAGUCUACGAAAUGAUAAUGGAUGACAGAAGAUUAACAGUCUCGAAGAUAGCUGAGAAGAUGGAAAUUUCAGAGAAACGCACAUUUCAUAUAAUAACUGAAGAAUUGGAUAUGAAAAAGAUGUCUGUAAUAUAG